This is a messenger RNA of Melopsittacus undulatus (budgerigar), 3563 nucleotides long. It is a transcript of the gene KLHL3, whose product is annotated as kelch like family member 3. The record is from RefSeq and is a predicted model, not a curated record. Gene Ontology annotation, molecular function: protein binding; RNA binding. Bases 369 to 2951 code for a protein of 860 amino acids. The transcript has 16 exons. Lineage: Eukaryota; Metazoa; Chordata; Aves; Psittaciformes; Psittaculidae.
GGCGGGGCUCCCAGCGGCCCCUUUGUGUGGGCACCAGUCGCCGGCAGAGCUGUGGAGAAGCAGUCGCCGCCAUUUUGUGCGUGUCUGUGUUUUGCCCCCUCCCCACCCCCCGUUCCGGAGGAGCGGCGGCAGCCGGGACGCUCCCGUCUCUUCUGCUGGUCAGGUGAGGCGAAGCGAAGGCGUUGGAGCCAGGCUGAGGGAGCCAUCGCCGGCGGCUGCCGCAGCCGUGAGGUAGCGCCGUCUGCAGUAAGCGAGGGGGAAGAAGUGGCACGACGGAGAAGGGGGGGAAAAAACCGUCAGAGCUGCCCCCCAACAGGAGGAGGAGUCUCGGCGCCCGGACCAGGCGCAGCCCCGGCACCGGCGGCAGCAUGGAGAACUCGCAGCUAUGCAAGCUGUUCAUUGGCGGCCUCAACGUGCAGACCACGGAGGCCGGGCUGCGGGAGCACUUCGCGGCCUACGGCACCCUCACCGACUGCGUGGUCGUACUCAACCCGCAGACCAAGCGCUCCCGCUGCUUCGGCUUCGUCACCUACUCGGCGGUAGAGGAGGCCGAUGCCGCCAUGGCCGCGUCGCCGCACGCGGUGGACGGGAACGCGGUGGAGCUGAAGCGGGCCGUAUCCCGGGAGGACUCGGCCAAACCGGGGGCUCACGCUAAGGUGAAGAAGCUCUUUGUGGGCGGCCUCAAAGGGGACGUAGGCGAAGGGGACCUUGUGCAGCAUUUCAGCCAGUUCGGCCCCGUGGAGAAGGCCGAGAUCAUCGCCGACAAACAGAGCGGGAAAAAGCGCGGCUUCGGCUUCGUCUAUUUCCAGAACCACGAUGCAGCAGACAAAGCGGCCGUGGUUAAGUUUCACCCGAUCCAGGGCCACCGAGUGGAGGUGAAGAAGGCUGUGCCCAAGGAGGACAUCCAGUCGGGCGGGGGAGGCGGUGGUUCUAGGCCUUCUCGGGGCGGCAGAGGCGGAGGAAGGGGCCGGGGCGGUGGCGGAUCCGGCAACCGGGAUCACAACGGCCUUUCCAAAGGAGGCGGCGGUUACAAUAGUUACGGCGGUUACGGUGGAGGAGGAGGUGGCGGCGGUGGCGGUUACGGCUCCUAUGGCAGCGGUUCUUACGGAGGCGGAGGGGGAGGCGGCGACUACGGCAACGGGGUGCACUUCUGCAUGGAGAGAAACGGAAAGCUGAGCUCUGAAAAGCACACCCCAAAAGUCCACAUUAAGCAGAGUUCUCGAUCCUCUGAGACAGCUGAAGAUGAAAAGGACCAGUGCACAGUGACAGUCAACCCCUCUCACAUGAGAAAAGCAUUCAAGGUCAUGAAUGAAUUGCGAAGCAAACGGCUCCUGUGUGACGUGGUGAUUGUGGCUGAAACCGUGGAGAUGGAAGCGCACCGCGUGGUGCUUGCGGCCUGCAGCCCUUACUUCUGUGCGAUGUUUACAGGAGACAUGUCUGAAAGUAAAGCCAAGAAGAUUGAGAUAAAAGACGUUGAUGGGCAGACCCUGCGGAAGCUCAUUGAUUACAUCUACACUGCCGAGAUCGAGGUCACGGAGGAGAAUGUGCAGGUUUUGUUGCCAGCUGCUAGUUUAUUGCAAUUGAUGGAUGUCAGGAAAAACUGCUGUGAUUUUCUUCAGUCCCAGCUGCAUCCCACAAACUGCCUUGGAAUCCGAGCUUUUGCCGAUGUGCACGCGUGCACCGAACUGCUGCAGCAGGCAAAUGCCUACGCAGAGCAGCACUUCCCUGAGGUGAUGCUGGGAGAAGAAUUCCUUAGCCUUAGUCUGGACCAGGUUUGCAGUUUAAUAUCAAGUGACAAGCUCACAGUCUCCUCUGAAGAAAAGGUCUUUGAAGCGGUUAUUUCUUGGAUAAACUAUGAGAAGGAAUCUCGCUUAGAACACAUGGCUAAACUGAUGGAGCAUGUUCGCCUGCCCCUUUUGCCCCGAGAUUAUCUCGUACAGACAGUUGAAGAAGAAGCUUUAAUCAAGAAUAACAAUACCUGUAAAGACUUCCUUAUCGAGGCCAUGAAAUAUCAUUUGCUUCCUCUGGAUCAAAGGCAACUGAUCAAGAAUCCCAGAACAAAGCCGAGGACUCCCGUUAGCCUGCCAAAGGUGAUGAUCGUGGUGGGUGGGCAGGCACCCAAAGCCAUUCGCAGUGUGGAGUGCUAUGAUUUUGAGGAGGAGCGGUGGGAUCAGGUUGCUGAGCUUCCCUCCCGGAGAUGCAGAGCAGGUGUGGUGUUUAUGGCUGGCAAUGUUUAUGCUGUCGGGGGCUUCAAUGGCUCUUUAAGGGUACGGACGGUUGACGUGUACGAUGGCGUGAAGGACCAGUGGACAUCCAUAGCCAGCAUGCAGGAAAGACGAAGCACCUUAGGCGCAGCCGUGCUCAAUGAUCUCCUGUAUGCAGUGGGCGGCUUUGAUGGCAGCACUGGUCUGGCAUCAGUUGAGGCCUAUAGCUAUAAAACCAAUGAGUGGUUUUUUGUGGCUCCCAUGAACACAAGAAGAAGCAGUGUUGGAGUUGGAGUUGUGGAGGGGAAGCUCUAUGCCGUGGGGGGUUACGAUGGAGCAUCCCGUCAGUGCCUUAGUACCGUCGAGCAGUACAACCCAGCCACCAACGAAUGGACCUAUGUAGCUGACAUGAGCACUCGGCGCAGCGGGGCAGGUGUUGGUGUUCUCAGUGGGCUGCUGUACGCUACCGGGGGGCACGAUGGUCCCUUAGUAAGGAAGAGUGUGGAAGUCUAUGAUCCAGGAACAAACACGUGGAAGCAAGUAGCAGACAUGAAUAUGUGUAGAAGAAAUGCAGGUGUGUGUGCGGUGAAUGGGCUCCUCUACGUGGUGGGAGGAGAUGAUGGUUCCUGCAAUUUGGCCUCGGUGGAAUACUACAACCCCAUCACGGACAAGUGGACGUUAUUACCAACCAGCAUGAGCACAGGGAGAAGUUAUGCAGGUGUGGCUGUGAUUCACAAACCCUUGUGACACACGAUCAAGCCAGUGCGAGGAGCAGAAGCGAAGUGGAACCAUCUGGACGGUGUUGGGAAGAUGACUGACCUCUGACUUGACCCAUCUCAUUGCUGUUAAUGUCUUAGCAUGACCAGUGAUAUGUUCCAAACAUCACCUGCUCUGCGGUGGAUCACGUAGCAAAGCGAAAAUCCCUCUGGGGACAUGUUCCAUGCUAGACACGAGGUGUUGCUUGUUAUCUGUGGUGCAAUCAACUGUUCUUCUCAAUGGCUAGUGUCCUGAGAUAAACACUGUGCUUGAACUGCAGGCACUGAGUUUCUUGUGUGAAACAAAACUGCUACAAUUGGGCACGUGAGUAAAAAUGAACAUUCUGGGUUUCUUCACUACUGAUGCUCCGUGCACAAUAUCUUGUUGAACUACUUACUGUGCCUGGAGGGUGGACUUUACUACUGGGAGUGGAAACUUGAGUACCAGCUGAGAAAAGCAGUCAGCAGAAAUGAACUGGAGCAGGGUGCUCUGGCUUGAGUGUGCCGCUGUCUCAGUCACACGUUUGUGUAUGCCACUGGAUUACUGUAUGUCUCCCUGAAAUGCUUGUCGUGUGGUGGAAAUAAAUACCAUGUGAUUUUUCUA